GCGGGCCGGCCCCCCCCGUCUCCUUCCCUCCCCGCCGGGCCGGCCUCGCUGGGUGCAAUGUUUUGCCGGAGCGCGGGCCGGGUCCUCCGGGCUCUGGCGCUGCUGCAGUUGCAGCCGCCCGCCCGGGCAGCGCCGCUCACGCCCCAGGGACAGGCCGCCUGCUACGGUACUUCAAUAACAUCUGCCAAAAUCCAAGUGAAUGGAGUCCACCUGCAUUAUCAGCAAACAGGAGAAGGAAGCCAUGCAGUUCUUCUGCUUCCAGGAAUGCUAGGAAGUGGUCAAACUGAUUUUGGACCGCAGCUUAAGUCUAUGAAUAAGCAACUUUUCACAGUUGUUGCUUGGGAUCCUCGGGGUUAUGGAAAAUCCAUUCCUCCAUCUCGAGACUUUCCUCCAGAUUUCUUUGAGAGGGAUGCAAAAGAUGCUGUGGAUCUUAUGCAGGCGCUGAAGUUUAAGAAGUUCUCCUUGCUGGGGUGGAGUGAUGGUGGAAUUACAGCUCUCAUUGCUGCUGCAAAGUACCCAAAUCUUAUCCAUAAGUUGGUUGUCUGGGGAGCAAAUGCCAGCGUUACUCAAGAGGAUGUGAGAAUUUACAAUGGCAUCCGAGAUGUUUCAAAAUGGAGUGAAAAGGUCAAGAAACCACUGGAAGAGCUGUAUGGACAUAAGUACUUUGCAGAAACCUGUGAGGCUUGGGUAGAUGGAAUAUCACGCUUUGCUGAAAGUUCAGAUGGUAAUAUCUGCCAACAGUUGCUGCCAGAUAUUAAAUGUCCCACAUUUAUAAUUCAUGGUGAGAAGGACCCUUUGGUCCCACAAGCUCAUGCAGAAUACAUUCAUAAGCACAUCAAAGGCUCUCGGUUGCUUCUGAUGCCAGAAGGAAAGCAUAAUUUACACCUGCGUUUUGCAAAGGACUUCAACAGAGAAGUGGAAAAUUUCCUACGCUGACAUGAACUGUAAAACAGGUCAGAGGUGCUUAGCCUUUGCCUUGUUUAGGAAUUUUGGUUGGAAUUUCCAUUUGCAAUGGAGUUAUAGGUAGGUUUGAGUCAUGUACGAAAAACAUUAAACAUAUGUGCAUGAGAAGCAUAUGUCUUAAGAACACAAGCCCCAGCAAUCAGAGCAUACCACUGUAGUGCAAGAUUUCUGACAUGUCUUUAAACUUACUUGUAGCCACCCAGGCUGAACAGCUGUUCCAUGUCCAGUAGAGGUGUUAAGAAAGACAGAAACCAUGACCUUAAAUACAUGCCUUUAUGUGCUCUUAAUAUUAAAGAACAAAAAACAU
This is a messenger RNA of Motacilla alba alba, 1270 nucleotides long. RefSeq names its product biphenyl hydrolase like (gene BPHL). Lineage: Eukaryota; Metazoa; Chordata; Aves; Passeriformes; Motacillidae. The coding region runs from base 58 to 936 and encodes 292 amino acids. The record is from RefSeq and is a predicted model, not a curated record. The transcript is spliced from 7 exons.